GGCAUCCCCAACCACUUGCCUACUGAAUCCCACGAUAUUGCAUCUGUUCAACGUGUCCAAAUUGCACAGCUCUCCCCGCAAAGCGAUCUCCCAGAACAUGAGGCGUCCUCAAAGCCUGCGAGAAACCGAUGCGAGACUCUGCGAAGGUGUUUCUCAAUGGAUAAAAGCCCAGAUCCAGGCAGAGAAGUUGAAAAACCCCUUGGAACGGGAAUCGGAUAUCGAAUGGCGUGUGGAGUGGGACCUCCGUGUGGGGGAGGCGAAAGAGGCGACGAUACUUUUCCCCCCCCAACGCGAAGAGAACUAUCAUUCAAUUCAUGAGAAAGGCCAGCAUUGUUGGGAGGGUGUGCAAUCGGGUAAUGUUGAAAGAAAUAUUCGCCAAAUUACAAUUGGAUCAAGUAUCUACUCAUCAUCUCAGAUGCCAGGAUUUCGUUGAAUUAUGCAAGAGCAAAGUGGAGAAUUGUAUCGUGUCUCAAGCACAGAUAAUGAAAACCAAAGGCUAUUACGUGAAGAAAGAGGGAAGGGUUACUUGGCAUCCUAACACUAAGAGGUGGCUCGAACCAUCUUGGGAUGGCAGGCUUAAUCCGCCCAGAAAACCAGAAGGACCCAACUACAGCACUAAUUCUUGGGAUCGCAAUAUUCAUCCGCCCAGAAAAUCAAAAGGACGCAAAUACAGCACUAAACCUAAAGGUCUUCCUAUUCAUCCAACAGAGGCAUCUGCAAUUGAUCCCGGCUUUCUUGCUCUCAAAACUCUCUCAACACAAAGCAGCUCCGAAAGAAAAGAUGAAUGGGAACCUUCUCUCGUGCAGCCCUCUAUAGAUGAUGAAUAUAUGGAUUGUUCGUAUGAACCGUUUUUUGAGCACGACGAGCUUCUGCACAACUUUUCAGUUGCAUCUGCCUUAGAAGGAUAUAUUAAUCCUUUGGAAACAAACGAGUCCAGCUUUGCAGCAGACCCAACAUUUGGGGUGUCCUUGGACAAUUGAUGGUUCAAAAAGUAUGAAAUGGGGUUGGGACUUUGGGUAUGACGAGUUUAUGAGUUUCUUUGGGACAUUCAGGGGUAAAUAUAAAUACUCGGCAACGACUACGGGUAGUAUAGCUUUACAGCAAGCUCAAUGUUUGGCGUCUUAUUGGAGAAUCAAUGGUUUAAGAGUAUGAAAUGGCGUUGGGACUUUGGAUAGGGAGAGUUAACGAGUGUCUUUGGGACAUCUAACGGUGAAUAUGGAGUAUGAAACUUUACAGCAGACUCAAUGUUUGAGGUCUUUGUUUUUUGGACAGUGAAUGGUUUUAAAGUAUGAAAUGGCGUCCGAACUUUGGAUAGGAAGAGUUUACGACUUUCUUUGGGACAUUCAAGGGGACUAGGGGGUUAUGAUUCCACGGCAAUGAGGUUCAUAAGGUCAGUAAAACGCUUGCUAUAACCAC
This is a messenger RNA of Mollisia scopiformis, 1416 nucleotides long. RefSeq lists its product as uncharacterized. Bases 315 to 980 code for a protein of 221 amino acids. The transcript is spliced from 2 exons. The record is from RefSeq and is a predicted model, not a curated record. NCBI's taxonomy places the organism in Eukaryota, Fungi, Ascomycota, Leotiomycetes, Helotiales, Mollisiaceae.